Colletotrichum godetiae is the source of this 1224-nucleotide messenger RNA. RefSeq lists its product as uncharacterized. The record is from RefSeq and is a predicted model, not a curated record. Gene Ontology annotation, cellular component: extracellular region. Gene Ontology annotation, biological process: carbohydrate metabolic process. The coding region runs from base 1 to 1224 and encodes 407 amino acids. NCBI's taxonomy places the organism in Eukaryota, Fungi, Ascomycota, Sordariomycetes, Glomerellales, Glomerellaceae. The transcript is spliced from 2 exons. Gene Ontology annotation, molecular function: cellulose binding.
AUGCUCGAGGGGACCUCCCCCGCCGCCCGCAACGCCGCCGUCGCCCCGCAGAUCCGCGCCCGUAACCGCCCCACAAAGCGCCAGACGGGCUGGAACCCGCCCUCGGAGCUCUCGGGCGCUUUGAAGGAGGUGUGGGCGCACUAUGAGAAGACGUAUGACGGUGCCAUUGAGGGGAACAAGAACUGGGGAUGGGAUCAGAUUAUGGCGAACAACGGCUCCAUCAACAUCUGCGUCCGCUGGGACUCGACCGCCUCCAUCACGGCCGCCCAACGCACCAAGCUCGCCUCGACCUACGCGGCGCAGUACCAAAAGUGGUUCAAGUGGCUCUACGGCUACGACGGCUUCCCCUACGCCAACAUCGACGUCAACAUUGUCGGCUACGCCACCAACAACACCGCCCUCCUCGAGGGUUCCACCGACGGCCUGGACGUUCACACGGCCUUCAAGGACCCCGACGGCAUCCCCGCGUGCGACCCGGCUUGCAACCGCGAAGCGCACCUCGACGGCGACUACAGCGGGUGCAAGGGCGGCGAGGCCAGCCACUUUGACAGCUCGCUGCAGCUCACCGACGGGCUCGAGGGCGGGUUCGGGUAUUCGUGGGGUCAGCAGGUGGGAAGGGAGUAUAUGCUGAACAACCUCGACUCCGAGAAUAUUCACAUCUUGCUGCACGAAAUGGGGCAUUCUUUUGGUCUGGAUGAUUUCUACGACUGGGAGCCGACGGGACAGAGCAAGUUUAUCAUGCUGGCUGGGUCUGCGAUGGAGAUUACGGAUUUUGAUGGGUGGAUGUACCGUAACUGGUGGUAUGAGCUCUCGCAGAAGCGCGGGUGGGCCAAGACUGGAUCCGGGGCUGUUGCUUCUGGUGCUGCUUCGAGCUCGGCUACGCCUUCUGCUACUGCUACUGCUACUGCGUCUGCUGCGCCGAUUGUCAAGGAGGAGGAGGUUGCUGAGACUCCUGUCCCGACGCCUACCCCUACUCCUACUCCUACCCCCACUCCUACCCCUACGCCUGCGUCAUCUUCCUCUGUCGAUGAUAAUGUCCCUGUUGCGACGUGCGCUUCGGCUGCUCCCGAGCCUAGUGCGGCGGCUGCGGAGGAGUCCGGAUCCGAGGCGGCGACGGCGGCGAAGUGGAGCCAGUGCGGCGGGAGUGGAUACUCCGGGCCCACUGCUUGUGCUUCCGGAUCGUCUUGCACCAAGACCAACGAGUGGUACUCUCAGUGCUUGUAG